GGUGGCUGCACAGUUUUUGCCAACACUCGUUUCAUUCCAUCUUCUCGACAUCAACACAAAUUACAAACGGGAAAUCCCAGCAGCUCUGUUAGGCUUAAAACACUGAUAGCGGGCCGCAUUCAUCUUGUAUUCAUGCUGUAGUUGAGAGCAAACAAAAAUCGAAGCAAUGUUUCUAUUAACGAUCGCAGUUUUGGCUCUAUUUGGCGUACUGAAAAACUCAAAUGCAGAAAUUCUUGGCAAUCAAACAGUGAGAGAUAUUCUCCUCAAGAACAAAUGCUUAUGUCCCUGUGGCGCGUCAUCUGGUCUUUGGAAGAAUUUCCUGAUUCCUUACAGUGAGGCCAACUGGUUCGAGGCAGUUUCCUACUGCAGUGAGAUCGGUAUGUCGAUACUUCAGAUCAGUAGCAAAUACGAUAACAAGGAUCUGCAGGAUUGGCUGAACGAGAACGGUGAAGAGUCAGCGGCUAGCUAUUGGAUAGGUGCAAACGAUUUGGCAACCAGUGGCGUUUAUAGGUGGGGAUUGACCAACAAACGGGCCUCUCUCACCCAAUGGGCCUCUGGUGAACCGAAUUCUGCGACAAUUCGGGGUGAAAUUGAACACUGUGUGGAAAUACGCGCGGACACGUUGGAGUGGAACGAUUCUUUGUGUUCCAAACAGCUAAAAUUUAUUUGUGAAAAGUUCGUUGAAUAGACUACAUUUACAGAAACAUAGAUAAUGCUUGGCACAUAAGA
Molecule: messenger RNA, 729 nt
Organism: Toxorhynchites rutilus septentrionalis
Lineage: Eukaryota; Metazoa; Arthropoda; Insecta; Diptera; Culicidae
Product: perlucin-like
Exons: 3
Coding region: 167-688 (173 amino acids)
Biological process (GO): biological process involved in interspecies interaction between organisms
Cellular component (GO): external side of plasma membrane
Molecular function (GO): carbohydrate binding
Source: RefSeq, a predicted model, not a curated record